UAGACACCCAAAAAAUACAUUUGACGAAGCAACAAAAUGAGAUACUCGUAUAGCAAUUGCUCCUUUAUCAUUCAAGACAAGUUUAAGAAGCACCCAAAAUUUCAAUCAAGAUUCAAAAAUUGAUAUUGCAAGGAAAUGAUUCAAAUGAAUGGACCAAAAAGUUUAUAUGCGCCAUAUGAGAAAAAACAGUGGCCGUCACCACACCAGAGAAGCUUUGGGUUCCGAUGGCAGCUUGAACGAUGCAACUAUAGAAGAAACUCGGUCAGGGGGACAACAAGAAAUAUGCUAAGGAAAAAAUAAGAAGAAUUGAGGCCAAGGAGGCAAAAGAAAAGGAGAAGCAAGUGGCGAAAGAGGGGGGUGGCCACUCUUCCACUGAUUCCGAGUCUUAUGAAUUUUAAAGCUAUAGUAUGGAACGUGAGAGGUUUGAAUAAACCCUCCAAACACUCUACUAUUUCUAGCUUUGUUAAAUUUAAUCAUGCGAGUUUAUGUUGUUUUUUGGAAACAAAAAUGGCAAAAAAUAAUAUUUUUAAUUACGUUUCUAGUAAAUGGCCGGGUUGGUCUUUUGAAACUAAUUUUGAUUUUAUUGAUGGGGGCGUAUGUUGGUUUUUUGGAAUCCGAAUUUAUUAACGUGUACUAUGAUUGAGAUGGGAGCCCAACAUAUGCAUUUUAAAUGUAUUUUUCGCACUACACAAACCGUUUUAUACGCCACAUUUGUCUAUUCACUUUACACCGUGUUGGAGCGAAAGGCUUUGUGGGAACACCUUGCCUUACUUGGGGACCAAAUUAGGGACCCUUGGCUCAUUGCGGGUGAUUUUAAUUGUGUGUGCUCCCCGAACGAGAGGGUUGGUUCUUCCACACCCUCGGCCUAUCUUAUGAAGGAUCUAACUGAUUUUAAAAUCCGUGCUAGCCUAGAAGAUGCCCCCCCCUCCACCGGAGAAUUCUAUACAUGGAAUAAGGGCUCUCUUUGGGCUAAGCUUGACCGAGUUUUAUUAAAUGAAACUUGAGAUCAUUUGGGGAUUAAUUGUAAGACCCAUUUCGAUGAAAUGGAGGUUGAGUUUGACCACACGGCCACUGUUGUAUCUAUACUCAAUAAUUCCUCUUUAAGGCCGAAAUCCUUCAAAUUUUAAUUUUUAACAUGUGGAUUCAACAUUCUGCAUUCACUAACCUAGUUUUGCAGCACUCGAAUGUUUAUAUUGACGGCACGGCUCAAUAUCAAAUUGUUAGGAAACUUAAGUUGCUAAAACAACCCCUUAAGAAUCUUAACAAAUUGGAGUUCGGCCAUAUUUCUACUAAAGCAAAGAGCUAAAGAUGAGUUCAAAAGGCUGAAUAAAUGUUGCUUACUUCACCACAUGAUGCCG
Messenger RNA from Cuscuta europaea, 1358 nucleotides. Lineage: Eukaryota; Viridiplantae; Streptophyta; Magnoliopsida; Solanales; Convolvulaceae. The record is from the annotation of a GenBank genome assembly.